GGUUAAAAAAGCGGAACUCAGCUAACGGCAAUUCAUAUAAGGACGUUAAUGAUUUCAAUGGCAUGAAACUUGAGCGGUUACCGUGAGAUCAUUUGUUCAGUUUGCGCAUCGAGGAAACGGACUCUAUAGAAAGUAUCACAGAAGCUUCAGUGUAUUACCUCCGGGACGAACUUUCACGAACGCAAGAUGAAUGGAAUGGAUCUUCGAUUGUACUUAAUCUUCUUUGCCGCAGUCGAAGCCACAUCACUCGAGUUCAGUGAGAACGCUCCCGAAAAUUACACUGGAUUAGCUGAAAAUUUUCGAAAUCUGGAGUGCAACAUAAAAGGAGCGAAGACAUACGAAUGGUUUCAUAACGAUACGAAAAUCCCUUCGGAUGGCAACAAAUUUUAUCUCUUCACAAACAAACUUGUCGUACUCCAGAGCACGGCGACCGCUGACUACCAAGGAACGUACCAGUGCCUGGCCACAAGUGACGAUGAAGUACUUCGUGGUCCCAAAAUAAAAGUUCGUUUUCCUCCUGUCGAUGGAUUCUACAAGACAGACAGCGAAGUCGAAGAAGCACUUGUUACUGUUGGCAAGGACUUUGCACUGACCUGCCCGCCAAGAAAAUUGUCUAGAGACGUUUUUUUCCAUUGGGGUGGACGACGUGGGACAACGGGAGCAUGGUUUCUAACUUCUGCCAAACAUUACAUGAUAAUGGAGAAUGGAACCCUGCUGUUUGCAAACGUGAGAAAAAAGGAUCUUGAAGUUUUCAACGUCGAGAAGAAUGGCGUCAGUUGUGUCAUUGAGUCGAAAGAAUAUAAGAAUUUGGCAUUUUCUCAGCGAUUCUUGCUGCGAGAGAUUUCAGGGGGAAAUAAAACUCCUUUUGGACCAAUGAUCAGAACAGAACUGAAAGACAAAAGAGUUUCACCAGGCAAAAGUAUUGUUGUGUUGAGAUGUGGAGCAGUUGGGCUUCCUACACCUGACUAUACAUGGACUUUUACAAAUCUGGAAGGGAGAGAGACGACCAUCGUCAGCGGUGGUAGAGAUGGUUAUGAGCUUCAAAACUUUAAUCAUUUGUUGAUGAUCACUUCGAUCGACAUAAAACACGCUGGAUUGUAUAAAUGUAAGGUGAACAGUACGUACAAUGGAAAAGAUCAUGUCGACGAAAGAAUGGCAAGACUUGAUGUGAUAGGAAGACCAAUCUGGCUGGAAGGAGGUCAACUAGCAAAUGAAACAAUAAAAGAGGGCCAAAACUUCUCAUGGUCAUGCAAUGCUUAUAGUUAUCCAGCCCCGACUUACUCUUGGACAAAAAAUGGAAUGGAACUAUCUGAAUCAAACAACUUAGAAAUUCAAGAUGGAAAAUUAUACUUUCAAUUGAUAUCUAAGGCGGACGAAGGAGUUUAUAAAUGUUUGGUGGGAAACAAUCUUGGACUCCUAUCUUCGUCAGCAAAUCUAUCGGUUGAAACAGGAACAGGAGAAUCAGGACCAGCAAUUACGCUGCUGCACUUGUGCGUACGUGAAAAAAGAAAUAUAUUUUUCUUGGUCGACGGUUCCGGGAGCGUUUCAACGACAACGUUUGAAAAUUUCAAAAAGUUCAUGUCACUGGUAGUGGAGUCGUUUGAUAUUGGCCCAAACACAACUCACGUUGGCCUGUUACAGUACUCUAGUAAAUCGCAUACAGGUCUAGAGUUUUACUUCACAGAGUACCAGACCGCAGGGGAACUAACAGAUGCCAUUUCCAAAGUUGAGUUUCACUACGGUGCUUACACGUUUGGUGGUUAUGCCAUGGAUUUAGCGCAGCAGAUUAUGAACCACUACAACAGGGCAGAUGCAAAAAACGCAUGGGUGCUACUCAUGGAUGACGGCGUGUGGGAUAAGGCCAUAGCUCGUAACAUUUCGCUUGAAGUACGCCAGUCGGGAAGCAAAAUAAUUGUACUCGACACCAAAGCAAUCAUGUACGAUAUCGCCGACAUGGGUCUGAUGUUUACCUCCGAUGAUCUCGAAGAUAACGCUCAGAAAGUCGUUGAAGAGAUUUGUAAAUAGUAGAUUUUGUUUUUGUAGGUAUAAUGAAAUAAAUGUAUUGGAUUUUUUCUUUAAAUUUAA
Xenia sp. Carnegie-2017 is the source of this 2085-nucleotide messenger RNA. RefSeq names its product contactin-5-like. The record is from RefSeq and is a predicted model, not a curated record. Gene Ontology annotation, molecular function: cell-cell adhesion mediator activity. Gene Ontology annotation, biological process: homophilic cell-cell adhesion; dendrite self-avoidance; axon guidance. Gene Ontology annotation, cellular component: plasma membrane; axon. The transcript is spliced from 10 exons. Lineage: Eukaryota; Metazoa; Cnidaria; Anthozoa; Malacalcyonacea; Xeniidae. The coding region runs from base 187 to 2025 and encodes 612 amino acids.